Molecule: messenger RNA, 237 nt
Organism: Chironomus riparius
Lineage: Eukaryota; Metazoa; Arthropoda; Insecta; Diptera; Chironomidae
Source: the annotation of a GenBank genome assembly
AUGUCUUCGAGAGAUCCAAAAGAACCUUUUGAUUCAUUCUAUUAUUGGAAUAAUCAGCAAGAAUUUCCGCAAGUUCAUUCAACACAAUCCUGUCCAAAUAGAGAUCCUUUUGGAAAGGAUAAGAAGGAAGCAGAGCAAGUGGAAUUUUUUAAGUAUAAUCAAGCAAACACAUCACGUGACUAUUUGAAGAAUGACAAGGACAAAAAUCCAUCAGCACCGCUUUACAAGACACAAUGA